AUGUCAGAGAAACUGAGUCAAUUUAACUGCACAAUUAAAUACAUUGAGGGAUCAAAAAAUGUCCUUGCAGAUGCUCUAUUGCGGAUGUAUAGUGAGGACAAGAAAGGCACUGAGCAUGCAGAGAGCAAGUUUGUGCCAGACUACAAGGAGGAAGACAGCAUACAGGAUGCACACGUGCAUAACCAAUCAGUGACCUGGCCAGUAGUAACCAGAAUGGCAGCCAAGGUGGCAAGUGAGAGCCAGACCACAUUGGCAGGUGUCAGACAAAACCCAGAGUGCAAGAGAAUGGCACCAGUCUGUUACAACCCAGAAAUACCAGGAAGAGCAGGGCAAAGGACCAGGGCACUGCGUAACCAAGGAAAUGAGCGCAUGAAAGAAGAUUGGAACCCUGACAUACAUGAUGAAUUUGUUGGGGAACAAAAUGCAGAAAGAGAUCUGAGAGAAACCAAACCCAACAAAAGAGAAGAGACCUCACCAGCAAGCAUUGAGCUGGAGGGCAGGAGUUGGGCGGACAACAAACAGGACAAGUGGGAACCAUUGGACUGCUCAGAUCACCAACAGAUUACAACGCUGGUAAAAGAAUUAGACAUGAAUGAGGCAAUAGCAAAUGGCUACCAGAGUGACAAAGAGUAUGCAAAGAUAGUGAACAAACCAUUGCAAUUUGCUCAAUUUGAGCUACGUGACAAUUUACUAUAUUUCACAGAGCACAGUAGGACGUACCUAUGCAUCCCAGACACUACAGUUGGGGAAUGGCACAUACAGACAUUACUGAUAUCUCAUGUGCACUCAAUAGUAUCACACCUAGGAUACAAGAAGACAUAUGCAUACAUGAGGGAAAGCCUGUAUUGGAAAAAUAUGGCUAAAGACAUGGAGAAAUUCUGCACAGCAUGCAUGUCUUGCGCAUCAUCCAAGAAGUUGACUCAGAAACCAUAUGGGCUACUGAAACCAUUACCAGUACCCAAAUACCUGUGGGCACAAAUUGGCAUCAAUUUCCUGGGACCAUUAAUGGAAUCCGCAACCCUACUGGGUAAAUUUGACAUGGUAUGUGUGGUAAUUGACCACCUUACGUGCAUGGCGCACUUGAUACCAACAAGGUUGGACUACACAGCCUGCAACAUGGCCAAGGUAUUUCAAGCAAAUGUCUUUAGGCUGCACAGGGUACCCAAGAUCAUCAUUAGCAAUAGAGACAAGUUAUUUACAUUGAUCUUCUGGAAGACGCUCUAUGAACUAUUAGGUACCAAACUGAGACUAUUGUUGGCAUUCCACCCACAGAUGGAUGGGCAGACCAAAAGACUCAUAUGCACAAUACUGGCGCUGAUACGUGUGUGCAUAAACCCACCAUUGAGAGACUGGGCAACCAAAUUACCUAGUAUUGAGUUUGCAGUAAACUUGACUAGAUUGGAAACCACUGGGUUCAGUCCAUUUGCACUGAAUUACGGACAAACCCCAUGUCCAAUAUUAGUGCAAACCAAUACUGACAUGUACAGGGUACGCAACACGGCCUGCAACAUCAAAUACGCACUAAUGAUAGCACACAAUGCCAUCAUUGGUUUGCAAAUAAGUCAGAUGGUUGAAGCUAACAGGCAUAGAAGACUUUCACCAUUUAAGACCAACAACUUAGUAUAUGUUAGUACCAAGAACAUGAGAGUGCCACUGGGGAAACCACACAAGCUACUGGCGCAAUGGAUUGGGCCAGUAAGAAUAUACAUUGUGGUCAAGGAAGGGGCCACUUACCAUGUAGAGUUGCCCCACAACUUGAAGCAAAGAGGAAUAAAGCCAAUAUUCCACGCAUUGCUACUGAAACCACAUGUACCAUAUGAGGAUUGUUGCUUCCCAGGAAGGAACUACAAGCAGAUAGCCUCCUUAGAAGCCAAUGAUGAUGAAUGGGCGGUUGAGCAGAUAGGUGGACAUUGUGGCAAAGGGAAUAACGCAAUGUUUGAGAUAGUAUGGCAAUUGGGAGACCAUACCUGGGAAUCAUACCGCAUGGUACAGCACCUUGAGGCCCUAAGACAAUAUUUUGAAGCCUUAGGAAUCAGCUGCACUAAAGAGCUACUGUGGAAAGAAGACAGGGAAGUACUGUACAAUGAGCUUAGUGAUAGUGGGUCUGAAACCCUUGAAUGA
Messenger RNA from Rhizoctonia solani, 2121 nucleotides. RefSeq names its product Transposon Ty3-I Gag-Pol polyprotein. The transcript has a single exon. Gene Ontology annotation, biological process: DNA integration. Gene Ontology annotation, molecular function: nucleic acid binding. The record is from RefSeq and is a predicted model, not a curated record. Lineage: Eukaryota; Fungi; Basidiomycota; Agaricomycetes; Cantharellales; Ceratobasidiaceae. The coding region runs from base 1 to 2121 and encodes 706 amino acids.